AUGGAAUGUCUUGAUGCCAAAAUCCACAAACUCUAUAACCUUUGGACUACCAUGGGUAUGCCAAUGGACACAGUAUCGAUCACGGACCGACUUCAAUAUGUGCUUGCAGAAUUGGAUCGACUCUUAGCGUACGAGGAUCUACGACGACAAUUGCUGUGUGCAGAUAUCGAGGAUAGAAUGGCCAACAUUGAAGCAUCCUGCAGUAUCCUUGGUGUUGCCCUGGAAAAUGCGCUGACGUCCGAACUAUGCAAAGAUGUCGCCUUGUUUGACAACCAGCAUCAUUUACCGCUUCAUUCAGACAUUGGCCCGACAUUUGCCAAACAAGAGGCUUUAAUGGCAUUGGAUUCAAAAUUAACCAGUGAAAUACAUGAACGCCGCAUCCAUGUGAAAAAGUGGCUACGCCAGAUCAACAAGCUCACAGCAGAGAUGGAUGAACCAAAUCCAUUUUCCCCUUACGAGACCUAUGAGAACGAAUUGAGCUGGGCAACGGUGCAAUCGAUCAGCUGCGCCUUGCGUGAUUUACUAGAGAAGCAGUCAACCCGUCAACAAGCAUUCGAGCCAUCUGCAAGGAUGAUACACUUUUGCUGGACUAUCUUGGAUGUGGCGCCUAAUCGAGAUGACCCCAUGGAUAUGGCACUCGUACGACUGUUUACAAAGGUCCCAUUGGAAGUGGAUCGAGAAAACCUGACACUGGUCGAUUCAGCCGACAAUGACACCACUUUAUCUUACUACAACAACGUAUUCAGGAAGGAUAAAGAUGGCAUCAACUUGCGUUCAGCUGCCAAUGUCGCCAUCUUGGAGGCAAAAGCAAAGGAGCUUCAGGCUAUCUAUGAUACACGACUUGCACUUUACAACAAAUACGUCAAGAGCAUCCGCACCAUUUGGGAAGAGUUAAAUGUACCCGACCAUCAACGAUGCACCAUUGUACCAUCAUUAAGCAGCAAAAAUCUCGAAAGGUUGCAUCGCGAAUUCGACAGGCUCAAGACCAUUAUUCGAGACAGAGCCGAGGAUUACAUUGACAAGUUUAGGGAGAAACUCGAGGACCUGUGGGAUAAAGCACUCCUAACGCAAAGAGAACGAGCUGAUUUUAUCUCUCGACUACAUGAGAAAGCUGACACCAUGGACCAAGUACAUCUUUUGGUGGAUGAGCAUAUGAAGUACCUGCAACGUGUUCAGCCGAAAGCUAUCCUCGUGGCCAAAAUCAUGAAACAACGAAACGACCUAAUCCAGGAAAUGAUCAACUUUGAAAAGAAUGCAUCAGAUCCUAAGCGACUCUUUCAAGCUUCAUUCCAAUUGCUACAAGAAGAACGAUGGCGUAACAGCUGUUUCCCGAACCUGCUACAAUUGGAUGAUGCCUUAUUUAAGGCUGUACGAGAAUUCGAAUAUGUUUCAGGCAAACCAUUCAUCUAUGGUCAACGUCGAUAUCUUGACACUUUGCGUGAUGAGAUUGCGGAUCGUGCUGCCAAUCAAACAUUCUUUGGUUUCUUAAAGUCGAGUGAAAAGAACGGCAAGAAUGGGGAUCGACGUGUCAAGCCAUAUAUGGCCCGAACAGCGUCAUCCACAACAACCAUGAAACGACUCAUGAAAGGCAACCCACCCUCACCUUCGUCUUCCAGCAAAACACGACGCUCAAAAUCAAAAAAUACCAUUUCAUCAUCAUCCCCUGCAUCUUCAUCGCAUACCACCACCAACAAAACAACUCUACAACAGGAGAAUCAUCAUGACGACAAUGAUACCCCUCCCAAAAUGCCACCUACACCACCUGCAGAACUGUUGGCGUUUUCCUAA
This is a messenger RNA of Lichtheimia ornata, 1788 nucleotides long. RefSeq lists its product as uncharacterized. Gene Ontology annotation, molecular function: microtubule binding. Gene Ontology annotation, biological process: microtubule cytoskeleton organization; mitotic spindle midzone assembly. The coding region runs from base 1 to 1788 and encodes 595 amino acids. The transcript has 12 exons. NCBI's taxonomy places the organism in Eukaryota, Fungi, Mucoromycota, Mucoromycetes, Mucorales, Lichtheimiaceae. Gene Ontology annotation, cellular component: cytoplasm; mitotic spindle midzone; spindle. The record is from RefSeq and is a predicted model, not a curated record.